Molecule: messenger RNA, 1191 nt
Organism: Colletotrichum navitas
Lineage: Eukaryota; Fungi; Ascomycota; Sordariomycetes; Glomerellales; Glomerellaceae
Product: heterokaryon incompatibility protein
Exons: 1
Source: RefSeq, a predicted model, not a curated record
AUGCGACUACUCAACACGGCCACGCUACAGCUCAGCGAAUUCUAUGACGGACAAGUGCCGCGCUAUGCCAUCCUAUCGCACACGUGGGCCGACGACGAAGUCCUCUUCGACGACAUCGAGGGAGGCCCGUCGCCGAAGGCUGGCUGGGCCAAGGUGCAGAGCGCCUGCCGCCUGGCCCGCGGCCAGGACCACGCCUGGAUGUGGAUCGACACGUGCUGCAUCGACAAGUCCAGCAGCAGCGAGCUCUCCGAGGCCAUCAACUCCAUGUUCAGGUGGUACCGCGACGCCGACGUCUGCUUCGCCUACCUCGCCGACGCUCCCUGCGCCGGACCCGGCACCCCCGAGUGCGCCGCCGCACUGGCCGGCAGCCGCUGGUUCACCCGCGGCUGGACCCUGCAGGAGCUGUUGGCCCCGGCCGCCCUGGACUUUUACUCGUCCGACUGGCGCCGCAUCGGCUCGCGGCCCAUCCUCGCCCGCGUCAUCGGGUCCGUCACCGGCAUCGACCCCGCCUACCUCGACGGCGAUGGGGGCGCCCUGCGCCUGGCGCAGGCGAGCGUGGCCGAGCGCAUGAGCUGGGCCUCCCGCAGGCAGACGACGCGCGCCGAGGACCUCGCAUACUGCCUCCUCGGCAUCUUCGACGUCAACAUGCCCCUCAUCUACGGCGAGGGCCCCAAGGCCUUCCGCCGCCUUCAGGAGGCCGUCAUCCGGGACACUGACGACCAGUCCAUUUUCGCGUGGGGCGACGUCAUCGUCGAGGGGGGCGACGCCGCCGCCGCCGCUGCCCUGUCGGACCGGCGUCCGCGCCCGCUGCUCGCCGAAAGCCCCGCGGGCUUCAGGAACUCGGGCGACGUCGUCCCCGUCUGGAACCCCGCCGCCGCCGCCGCCCGCGUGCGGAUCGAGCAUAGCGGCGUCACCGUCAUCACGCCGCUCCUGCGGGAGACGCCGUCCAAGUGGGUGGUGCGGGGCCGCCCCGCCGUCUUCCUGGCGCCCCUACUCUGCCGCCGGCGGGGCGACCCGUUCAACACCCUCGCGCUGUGCCUCCGCAGCGCGACGCCCUCGGACCGGGCGUCGGACGCCGCAUCGUCGUCGUACUACAGGGUCUCGGACGCCCUGCUGACCUACGCGAAGACGGCAUGGACGGGCGAGAAGCUGCGCUCUGCGUUCGUCUACUUUGACGCCGCGCGCGUGCGG